This is a messenger RNA of Maudiozyma saulgeensis, 795 nucleotides long. The record is from the annotation of a GenBank genome assembly. Lineage: Eukaryota; Fungi; Ascomycota; Saccharomycetes; Saccharomycetales; Saccharomycetaceae.
AUGGAUUUACUAAAAGAUAGCUAUAACUCAUCGUCAGAAGAAAGUGAUGUUAAUUCAGAGGAAAACGAAUUACCAAUUAUACCGACUGAAAUUUUGAACAAAUAUCAUAUUGCCCCUAGUACAAACACUGAAAGUAAUACGAUGAAUUACAAGUCCUCCUUGACUACAAAAAUAUGGAAUACAUUUAUAUAUCUCGAGUGGAGACCGAACAUGAAGGACCGUAGGACCUUAGACAAACUACUAGAUUAUUAUAGUGGUGUCAUGAAUCAGAAUGGGAUCCAUCUAAAAGUGGAACCGUUAUACUGGUCGGACCUAGGAUCACCAUACCCUCUACAUAUUUCAUUAUCACCAAAUAUACGCAUCAAGGAUAUAAUCGAUAGAGAUAAAUUGUUUCAUAGAAUCGAAUCAAAACUCGAUAAGAGCCACCUGAAACCAUUUGAAGUGAAAUUUGGUAACGUACCUAUGUGUAUUAGAUCCAUGACAAAUCCCAAAUCAUGUUUCUUUACAUUACCCAUAGACACUACUACACAAGUGGGUCCGAUUACAGACCUGGUUAAGAUAAUAGAAGAAAGUAAAAAAGGUUUAAAUUUAGAGACAUCAUUUGAUUUAAAUAUAUCCAUGACCCAUAUGUCUAUCGGUCAAUUGAACCCGGGGAAUGGUGUUACAUUAGACAUGUCCGCAAUUAACCAAAUCAUUCAGCAUAGUAUUUCUAACUGUGAUAUACCAAAAGUUUGCAUAAACUCCAUCAAUGUUGAUAAGAACAGACAAUCACUCUCAAUACGAUUUCCUGAAUGA